Podospora anserina S mat+ is the source of this 1737-nucleotide messenger RNA. RefSeq lists its product as uncharacterized. NCBI's taxonomy places the organism in Eukaryota, Fungi, Ascomycota, Sordariomycetes, Sordariales, Podosporaceae. The record is from RefSeq and is a predicted model, not a curated record. The transcript is spliced from 2 exons. The coding region runs from base 1 to 1737 and encodes 578 amino acids. Gene Ontology annotation, molecular function: NADP binding; N,N-dimethylaniline monooxygenase activity; flavin adenine dinucleotide binding.
AUGUCUUCAGACAAAGAAACCGAAGUCCCCUUCACCCAGUUCGCCUGUAUCGGCACAGGCUUCUCAGGCAUAGCUCUCGGGGCUACCAUCCAACGAUGGUACAGCAUCUCGCCCUCAUCCAUCCAAUUCUUUGACUCCCAACCGUGUGUUGGUGGGACAUGGUCCAUCAACCAAUACCCAGGCGCAGCCUGUGACGUCCCCUCAGCUCUCUACUCCUUCAGCUUUGAGCGCAACCCAAACUGGACCAGAUUCCUCCCUCCCCACGAUGAACUCCGCGCCUAUCUCACCAAAGUCGCCGAGAAAUACAACCUCGUCCCGCGCAUGAAGUUCAACACCAAAGUCACCAAAGCAGAAUGGAUCCCCUCCCCUACCAACCCCCGAUGGCGGCUGACGAUCCUCGACCUCGAAACCAACCUCACUUCCCACCACGAAUGCCAGUUCUUGUUCUCCGGCUCAGGCCAAUUCAACUCCCCCCGCCCCUUGGACGUCCCCGGACUCGACUCCUUCCAAGGUCCGGUAAUCCACUCCGCCCGCUGGGACCACUCCGUCUCCCUCCACGACAAAAAGGUGGUAGUCUUUGGAAACGGCUGCACCGCCGCCCAAAUCGUCCCCUCCAUCCUCUCCUCCACAGCCCACCUCACCCAAAUCGUCCGCUCCAAACACUGGAUCUACCCCCCCGUCGACGCCAAAGUCUCCCCCUUUGCCAAAAAGCUUCUGGCAAGCAUGCCCGGCGCCACGCUCCUUCAACGCUUCAUAGUCUACCACCUCGCCGAGGCCGACUGGGCCGGCUUCACCCUCACCCCCUCGGCGGCCUCCUUCCGGUCCAGACGCAGGAAGAUGGCGGAAAAGUACAUGAAAACCACCGCUCCGGAGAAAUACCACCCCCUCCUCGUCCCCGAGUUCGAAAUCGGGUGCAAGAGACGCGUCUUUGACUCCGGCUACCUGGAAUGUCUCCACUCGGAAAAGAUAACCCUCACCAACGACAAGGCAGUCGAGAUCUUACCUCACGGGGUGAAAAUGGCUGAUGGACGGGUGGUGGAGGCGGAUGUGCUGGUCUUGGCUAAUGGCUUUGAGACGAACACACCCACGACACUCUUGCCGGUUGUUGGUACGGGGGGCCAUACCCUCCAGGAGCAUUGGAGUGAGACAUUUCCUGGUCCGGAGGCGUACAAUUGCACUUCGUUGCAUGGGUUUCCCAACUUCUUUUUGCUGUGGGGGCCGAACACGGCUACGGGGCAUACUUCGGCUGUGAUGGCGAUUGAGAACGGGGUUAACUUCGCGUUGAGGGUUAUCAAGCCUUGUUUGGAGGGGAGGGCGUCGGUUGUUGAUGUGACGGAGCAGGCGGAGAGGGAGUUUGUUGAGCGGGUUCAGGAGGCGUUGGGGAAGACGGUGUUUACGAGUGAGACUUGCAAUAGUUGGUAUACAGCUCGAGACAGGGAGACGGGGAGGGUGUGGAAUGGGAUGACGUAUCCGUGGAGUCAGGCAAGGUAUUGGUGGGAUUGUAUGAUGAUCAAGAAGGGGGAUUGGGUUUAUAGUUCGAGUAUCGUCAAGAGGAGGAGGCCCGGAUUGUGGUUCACCGCUUUCGCCGUGAUGGCCUCGGGUGGGCUGCUUGCAUGGGUUGGAAAGAACCCGAAUUCUCGUUUGGCGCUGGCAUUGGCUGGGUCAAGGUUUGCUGCUGUCGUGCCUGUUCUGAGGACAUGGGGAUUGGGUGUGAUCGGACGAAAGGGGCUGAACUGA